CUUAACUGAGCACUGAAUAAUUAGUCCUGCCCACGAAACAGACUCUCUCUCCUCUCCCUAGUUCCUAAACUACUCUCUCUCUCUUCUGUCUCUCUCAUGGCUUGCCGGCCAAAAUGGACACUACCCAUCGAGUUCUCGACGCCGGAAUCUGACGCACUUUAUCACCGGAAACUCGAAAACCCUAUCCAUUAGUAUUAAUCUGAGCUGUUGUUGUAUAUUUUUUCACAUUGUAUCAACUGUUGACUCUUGGAAAUCGCGGUGGAGAUCUGAACAAUUCAGUUCGUUGUAUCCACUCUUUAGAUCUCAAAUUGACCACUUAAGAGCGAUACGUAUACACAUAUAUAUAGAGAGAGAAAGGGAAACAAAUAUGUAUGUGGUUCAUCCACCGAAGCAGGGAGAUCCUACAUCCGGAUCCACUAGCGCCCCCUCGAAUGACCUGCGGAUUUACCAGACAUGGAAAGGAAGCAAUAGAUUUUUACUUCAAGGGCGAUUCGUAUUUGGGCCGGAUGUGAGGUCACUGGUGCUGACCAUAUUCCUUAUUGUUGCUCCCGUCACAAUUUUCUGCGUCUUUGUUGCUAGAAAAUUGAUGGAUGAUUUCCCUUACAACUUGGGAAUAUCAAUUAUGGUUGUGCCUGUUGUCUUCACCGCUUAUGUUUUAUUUCUUCUCCUACUAACAUCUGGAAGAGAUCCGGGCAUCAUUCCUCGUAAUUUACACCCUCCAGAACCAGAAUCUUACGACGGGACUGCAGACAGUACUGGGAAAACCCCACAGUUACGACUGCCUCGCGUUAAGGAAGUUGAGGUGAAUGGGAUUCCGGUGAAGAUCAAGUAUUGUGAUACAUGCAUGCUAUAUAGACCUCCGCGUUGCUCCCACUGUUCAAUCUGCAACAAUUGUGUUGAACGAUUUGACCACCACUGCCCUUGGGUUGGGCAGUGUAUUGGGCUGAGGAAUUACCGAUUCUUCUUCAUGUUUGUCUCCUCAACAACCCUUCUAUGCAUAUAUGUUUUUAGCUUUUGCUGGAUUUACAUUUGGAAGAUUAUGGACGCAGAGGCUACCACGUUAUGGAAAGCCAUGAUCAAGACCCCUGCUUCCAUUGUGCUAAUUUUUUACACCUUCAUAUCAGUAUGGUUUGUUGGAGGCCUUACUGCCUUUCACUUAUAUCUCAUCAGCACAAAUCAGACUACUUAUGAGAACUUCAGAUACCGCUACGAUCGGCGAGCCAACCCCUAUAACAAAGGAGUGAUGCAGAACUUCAAGGAGAUUUUCUCUUCCAGUAUCCCUCCAUCAAAGAACAAUUUUAGAGCAAAGGUGCCUGUGGACCCAGGGUUACCAGAUCGAAUGGUGGGUGGGGGUAGUCCUAACAUGGAGAAAGCCGUGGAGGAUAUCGAAAUGGGCAGGAAAGCGGUUUGGGGAGAUGCAGAGGCUGGGUUAGGUUAUAGUGAAGGGCAACUUAAGGAUGGUGGACUAAGUGAAGUAUCUCCGGACGUAAGGACUACUGUGGGUGAGGAGGACCGUAUCGGAAUACACACAAGGCGCUCCAGUCGGGGAAGGAAAAGCGGCAGCUGGGAAAUGUCGCCUGAAAUUCUUUCUUUGGCAUCGAGACUUGGGGAAGAGAACCGAAUCGAUCGCAGUUGUAGCAGCAGCAGCUUGACAACCUCAAGACCGACGGAAGCCAAGGCGUGAUCAAAUGGAUAACGGAAGUGAAUCGAGUUCUUUGGUGAGUUUAAAGUUUCAUGCUUGGUGAUCCAACUGCCUCAAUAUUUCACUGCUUGGUGAGUUUGGGUAUUGGGCCUUGCUUUGAGAUGGUGUUAAGAAGGUUUGGCCAUGUGUGUUGUGAGAAUUUGUUUCUACUUUUCCUCAUUUUGUAUUUGCAUUUGUGGAAGUAUUUGGUGUAAAGUUUGUGCCCUCUAUUUCUCUCAUUGUUAAUCUUUCACAGACUGCUUUGUGUUGGUUCUGAAAUCUGAAUAGCUCAAACCUGCCUUCACUUGUACUCUACUAAACAUGAAAAGAAUAUGAAUGCCCCAAUCAUAGGGCACCUUUUUUUUUUUAAA
Rhododendron vialii is the source of this 2052-nucleotide messenger RNA. Its product is annotated as probable protein S-acyltransferase 7. Lineage: Eukaryota; Viridiplantae; Streptophyta; Magnoliopsida; Ericales; Ericaceae. The transcript is spliced from 5 exons. Gene Ontology annotation, biological process: protein targeting to membrane; peptidyl-L-cysteine S-palmitoylation. Gene Ontology annotation, molecular function: protein-cysteine S-palmitoyltransferase activity. Gene Ontology annotation, cellular component: endoplasmic reticulum; Golgi apparatus. Bases 368 to 1684 code for a protein of 438 amino acids. The record is from RefSeq and is a predicted model, not a curated record.